This is a messenger RNA of Salvia hispanica, 920 nucleotides long. RefSeq names its product early nodulin-like protein 8. NCBI's taxonomy places the organism in Eukaryota, Viridiplantae, Streptophyta, Magnoliopsida, Lamiales, Lamiaceae. Gene Ontology annotation, cellular component: plasma membrane. The record is from RefSeq and is a predicted model, not a curated record. Gene Ontology annotation, molecular function: electron transfer activity.
UUAUGAGGGUUAUUAGAGUCAAUUCACCUCUACCCCUUUUGCCUAUUUCAGCUCACUUUCUUCCAUUUGAAUCCAAAUUCCAUCUGGCAGCCUACAUUUAUAUAUAACCCUCUUAGAUUUGUCUCAAAUUCAAGAUUUGAGAGAGGAAAAAGCAUGGCCUCUCCAAAAUUAAAUCUUUUUUGCACCCUCAUUGUUCUCUUCCUCUCAAUCCAAUCCAAAGUAGUAUUGUGCAGCAUUUACCAAGUUGGAGGCUUAGCUGCUUGGGGCAUUCCCUCUUCCUCCAAUCCCAAAGUCUACAUCAACUGGGCCACCAAGUACCAUGGACUCAAGAUUGGAGACUCCAUAUUUUUCUUGUACCCACCAAGCCAAGAUUCGGUGAUCCAAGUGACAAAGGCAUCAUACGAUAGCUGCAACCUCAAAGAUCCGAUCUUGUUCAUGAACAAUGGCAAUUCCCUUUUCAAUAUUACCAGAGCCGGAAAUUUCUACUUCACAAGCGGCGCCGAUGGGCACUGUGCUAAAUCACAGAAGCUUCACAUUUUUGUGUCUGGAAAUGGAUCCUUUGUUGAGGACGAUGAGCCGGCUUCCGGUCCGGCCGCUUCGGCGCCAACCUAUCCAACGGUUUUCGGCGCCAUUCCGGUCCAGGGCUCUUCGGCCGCCGCGCCGUUGCUUCAGAUUCCGGCUUUGAUGAUGGCUGCUGCGAUUGCGCUUGUUAUGUAGAGAGGAUAUAAUUUUAGUUUAUUUAUCUGUUUAUUUUGUUUAUAAUUCAAUUUUUGGUGAUGUAAUUUGAUUCUGUUUUUACUCUGUAUGAAACGGAUCCAUUCUUUCAAAAGGGUUGAGCUUGAGAGACUUGUCGGCACGACUUUGUUUUGUGUGUAUAUUUUAAACUUUAUUGGAUAAAUGAAAAGGAUAAAUUUUUAUUA